UCUCACGAUAAACCACAUAGCCGGAACAAGAAGUGCACAAAAUGUGACAAAGAACACAAAAUGAAAAGCCUUAGAAGAGAAGAAGAAUAGCAUAACAAAAAAUCUCAACCUUUUUUUUUUUUUUUAAUCGUUUUCUCCUUCUUUUGGAUAAAACAUUUGUUAACAUUGGAUUUGAUUUUGUGUAUGUCAGUAUUUUGUUCGGUUUGGGUGUUUCGUAUUGUUUGUUUUGUUUAGAGUUUUCGCUGCUUUUCAGGAAAGAAAGGAGUUAGGGCGGAGUGUAGAGAAAAAUAGAGAGAGAGAGAGAGAGAGAGAGAGAGAGAGUGCAUAAGCAUUCUUUUGGUUUGGGCGAGUCUCUCUCUCCAUAUGUGGGUUUCUUGUGAACGUUUCUUCUUCUCUAAUGCUGCUCCAUUUUCUCUUCUCAAAUUAGGGUUUCACAUUUCCCAUUAAGCAAAGCCUCACCCCCUUUUUUGUCCCAGAAACGAUCAUUUGUUAUUGUUAGGGAAGCUGAGUUGAUUUGGAUAUUAUGUCAUCAAGAUAUCCAAUUCUUCAUGAUCGACCCAUUGAUCAGUGGAAGGUUACAGCUCUGAAAGAUGAGCUAAAGCGAAGGAAACUAACUACCAAGGGUUUGAAGGAUGAUUUGAUCAGGCGUUUGGAUGAAGCUCUUCGCAUUGAAAUGGAGGCUGCUGAGUCUUCUGAGAAGGACGAGGCUAAUGCUUUCAAUGGUGAUGUAGCUGGGUUAAACAAUUCACAUAUGGAGACUGUAGUUGCCGAAGUAAUUGUAAGCGAAACUGCUGAAACAGUUGAAACAUCUGAAAAGGGUAAUACUGGUAUAGUUGAACCCAUUGAAACUGAAAAUGCAGAAAAGAUUCCAGAGGUUGUGGAUAAUGACAGGGAAAAGAGUGACAAGCUGUAUGGUGUUACCACCCCAGUUGACAUUAAUAGUAAUGUGCCAGCUGCGGAUCAAGAAGUGGAACAUAUGGACUUUCCAGCUGCAAAUGUGGGAGAGGACCUAAUUGUUCAUGCUUCUACAAUAGAGACCACUGUAACAGUCACUGAGAGUGUCUUGACAGACGCAGUAGUCAGCGUUCAGGAUUCUUAUAGUGCAGAACCACAGAACAAUUAUGGUGAUUCAGCAGCCAAGCAGGAGAAUGUGGAAUCAAAAGCAUGGCUUGAUAACAAGGACUCAAAGCCCCCGCUGGAGUGCGACCUAAAGCCCCCAUGCGAGGAUCUCAUCAUGCCCGACUCUUCUCUUUAUGAAAAUCAGGUAUCUGAGGUCAACCCUAGUUUAGGGUCUCAAGUAAAAUCUGAUUCUAUUUCUUGUAAUUCUGUGUCAAUUAAUAAUAAGAAUGAACUAAGGGAUACUAUAAUUGCUGAUAAUGUCAAAUUAGAACAAGAUAUUUUUAGGCCAGAGAUGGUGCAAGAACCAUUAUCCAGAAAUGAUAUACCUGUUUAUGAUGAAUCACAUUCAAUGGAUGUUGAAGAGCUACGUGAGAAAAAGGAAUCUGUUGAGCAAAAUAGCAGUAAUAAAAGUCCAGACUUGAACAAGAUCAAUAGUGGUGAGGAUGUUGGGUAUCCAGAAAAGUUAAACUUGGAUAGAAGUUCUUGUGAUGAUUCCAUGGAAGAGGAUUUGCUGGAAAGCAAGCAAUUUGAUUUUAAGUCUAAUGUUGAUGAAAUUAGAGACAAGGGGGAGAGUGUUGAAGUGCCUAUUGUGAAGGAGGAAGGUAGUACUGUAGUUGUUGGAGAUGGUCUAUCUUUGGAGAAAGUUGGUAUCCGCCAUGAUAAUGAUAUUCCUCCUGUUUCCCUUGUUGAGAAACGAAAAUUUCAUGAUCAAGCAUCAGUUGGGAACAAUGAGCCUGCAAAACGGCAAAGAAGGUGGAACUCUGAAACAGUUAAAGGUUCAGAUUCACAAAGUCCUACUCUCAAACCUGUUACUGCACCAAAGGAUGAGCCAAUGGCUUCGAAGCGCAACUUCUCUAGGUUUGAUUCCUCAACAAUUAAUGAUGCACCCAAAGAACGAAUUGUUCCUCCAUCACAAAGGGCCCCAACUAAUUCCCUCAGGAUUGAUCAAUUCCUCCGUCCUUUUACCCUAAAAUCAGUGCAAAAACUUCUUGGUAAAACUGGGAAUGUCAUCAGUUUCUGGAUGGACCAAAUAAAGACCCAUUGCUAUAUCACUUACACAUCCGUAGAAGAAGCUAUUGAGACACGAAAUGCUGUGUAUAAUCUGCAAUGGCCUCCAAAUGGUGGACGCCUUUUAGUUGCUGAUUAUGUUGAUCCUCAAGAAGUGAAAAUGAAGCUAGAAGCUCCUCCUACUCAGGUUGCCCCUGUCAGUAGCGAUUCAACAGUACCGCCUGCAAUCAAAGCCUUAAACUCACAACCAAAGCCUUCUCCCAUUCAGCACAGGGAGCAGCCUCUAAUUCCAGCUACACUCCCUCCUCCACCACCGUUGUCAAAGCCCCUGCCAGCAGCAAGAGAACGGCUUCCACCCCCACCACCCCUUCCUGAGAAAUUUGACCAACCUAUUGUCACACUCGAUGAUCUCUUUCGUAAAACCAGAGCAACUCCUAGAGUCUACUAUUUACCUUUAUCUGAAGAGCAAGUUGCAGCAAAACUUGCAGCACAGGGCAGAAGCAUUAAGCAGUAGGCAAUUAGUUUAAGGAUUCUUCCCUGGCAGCUUUUGUUGAUUUUCUUAUUAUUGGUGAUUUGACUAGUUAAGAAGUGUUUUGUAAAUGCAUCUUGGUAGGUGCGUUGGUGUUGACCUUGGGAAGAAAUUGUUGUUGCCAGUUGCUAGUUUCUGGUCCUUGAUAUUGUUACAUGGGUUGAGACCUGUAUUGUCUAGUGUUAGAACUUAGAACGGCACAAACUAAGGAAAUUUUUUUUGGUGGACCAGGACCCCCAAAAUUCAGUGGUCCCUUUUGUAUUUUGUGGGACAUAGAUGGAAAUAUAAAAUGAAAGAAAGUAGUAACGUGGAUUUUUUUUGUGGAAAUACAAAGGGGGAUCAUUGAAUUUUGGUGGUCCACCAGAACUUUUCUCCAAACUAAGAGCUACUUAAUUGGAUAGAUUUUUCCCUCUGUUUGAACUAGUUGAAGCCUAACA
Molecule: messenger RNA, 3093 nt
Organism: Gastrolobium bilobum
Lineage: Eukaryota; Viridiplantae; Streptophyta; Magnoliopsida; Fabales; Fabaceae
Exons: 5
Coding region: 524-2641 (705 amino acids)
Molecular function (GO): nucleic acid binding
Source: RefSeq, a predicted model, not a curated record